AAUUUUGUAUAUUAAAAACAAAAUUCAAAGCAAUACUUAUCGGUUGGAGCAACAUUUUUAUUAUUCCACAAAGAAAGCGCGUGAAAGCUAUAAUAAACGUGAAAAUUAAAAAACGUCAAACGAAAAUUCACAAAACAAUUGUUUGGCUGUCCAAUUUACACGACAGCACUUUUUACACAGCGCGCGCUUCACUCUACAUACCACACCACCCUAUCGUUAAGCACAACAACGCGGCCAGCCAUUCGCCAAAAGUACGCACGCAACCGCCAAUAACCAUGCAAAUUUUAUGGCCUGUCAGUUUGCGUAAACAAACGCCGAAGUAAAAACACAGCAGCAACUAAUAAAGAAAAAAUAAAACCACGAAAACCUAGAAAAAUUUUUAAAUCCAAUUUUCUGACAACUAUAAACAAUACAAUAAUAAAGGUUACAAAUACAACCACACAACAACAGCAGCAAGAAAAAAUACAACAUAAGAUAAAAACCACAGCAAUCAUAAACAAAAAAAUUCCAUUCUUCAUUUGCGGCAUUUCCGUAAAAUGCCAAUAGCCACCAAAACCGCCACAAAGCAGUAUUCACAAUUGCAGCAACAACAACAAAAUCAUACCGCCAACACCAUGACCGCAUCUGAUGACAACAACUCAACAACAACGCAUGCGAGCAGCAACCACAGCACGAACACAACCACAGCAACAGCAACAGCAACAACAGCUAAUAAUCCACAUGCGCACGCCGCCACCGCCGCCGUCAAUCUCAACAACAGCAGCGCUGCCAAUUUUAGUGGCGGCAUCUUAUCGUUUCCGCCACUACAACCGCCACCACCUCCACCGCCCGCUUUAAGCAGCGGCAAUCUGAGCAUACUGAAUGGUAGCAUUGGCAUUGCCAGCGCUCAUGCUCAUCCGUCGUCGCACACGUACGGCCAUGCACCGAGCGCUGUCAUGACCAGUGCCACCGCUGCCGCUUUCGCCGCGCACGCCAACAUCAACGCUGCCAUGAGCAGCAGCAGCAGCACCGCCGCCAACAACUAUAAUAUGCCGACGUACGCUAAUAUAACAGUAAUACCCUCGAAUGUCGGCGCCGCCGUCUCCAACGUCCAGGCAGUAAAUGCUGCCAACGCCAAUGCGCCCAUCGCCGUUUUUAUGGGCAGCGGGCUGGCAGGUGGUGCAGCAACAGCAACGAGUGCUGGUAGAAGUGGUGGCGGUGCAAUUGGUGUGGGGGGCAAUACCAAUGACAACAACAACAAUAUGGAUAAUACAAGCGAAGAAUCGAAUGCAGUGACAAUUUACAGGUGCCGGGCCCCAAUAGCGUCACUUGACUGCAUGGAGGAGUUCAGUGGUACGGGAGGUCAUCUUGAUUUCGGCCGUUCGAUAAGUUUGGGCUCGAAUCCGGCACUACCGUUACGCCAUGGCUCCACGCCGACGCCCGGCUUGCGCUACAAGAAUCUUGGCAAGAGCGGCUUGCGCGUCUCCAACGUCGGUCUGGGUACGUGGCCGGUCUUUUCGCCCGGCGUUAGUGACGAACAAGCCGAAGCCAUAUUGCGUUUGGCCAUCGAGAGUGGCAUCAAUUUGUUUGAUAUCUCUGAGGCGCAUUCAGAGACGGAAAUUGGAAAGAUUUUGCAGCGCACCGGCUGGAAGAGGACCGCAUAUGUGAUUACCACAAAAGUUUACUGGAGCACCAAAUCCGAAGAACGUGGCCUUUCACGCAAGCACAUUAUCGAAUGUGUUAAGGCGAGUUUGCAACGUUUGCAAUUACAAUAUAUAGACAUUGUGAUUAUACAUAAGGCUGACGCAAUGUGUCCCAUGGAAGAAGUGGUACGUGCCAUGAAUUAUGUCAUUCAGCAAGGUUGGGCAAUGUAUUGGGGCACAGCACGUUGGUCGCAAGUCGAAAUUAUGGAAGCCUACACAAACUGCCGUCAGUUCAACUGUAUUACGCCCAUUGUCGAGCAAUCCGAGUAUCACAUGUUUUGCCGCGAGAAAUGUGAACUGUAUUUACCCGAAAUGUAUAAUAAGAUUGGUGUGGGCCUAAUGGCUUGGGGACCGCUAUCGAUGGCAUUGGCCGAUACGCAAAAUGGGGAGAAACUCUUCUUGCCAAAGGGAUCAUUCAAGACGAAGAGCCAAAGUUAUUCAUGGACCGAGGAUGAAAUAAACCGAAACGCGGCCUUAUCACCACAAGGCAGCUGGGGUAAAGAUCGCGUUGACGAAGGACGUCGGCAUUGUGAUCGUUUGCGCGAUUUAGCAGCGCUGGCCGAAAAAUUGGGUUGCAGUCCAACACAGCUCUCCAUUGCUUGGUCGUUGAAACAUGAGCCGGUGCAGUGUUUGCUUUUGGGCGCAACUUCGGCCGAACAAUUGCAUCAGAGUUUGCAAUCCUUGCAGCUACUGCCACGCCUCUCAACCAGUGUUAUGAUGGAGUUAGAGCGCAUAUUAGAGAAUAAACCGGUGCGGCCGCCAAUGAUAUCGACACUUGCACUUCGGUGACAAUCAGCCUGCCCUCAGGGGCCACCUAGCCUCAGUGGCGGUGGCCCUUGCGGGGCAGAGUCACCGAAAAAUGAGGAGGAGGCGUUCUGUGAGGAGGCGGAUGCGAAGGAUGCGUCGAAGCAGGGUUUCUGUGUUAUUCAGUGA
Rhagoletis pomonella (apple maggot) is the source of this 2615-nucleotide messenger RNA. Its product is annotated as voltage-gated potassium channel subunit beta-2-like. NCBI's taxonomy places the organism in Eukaryota, Metazoa, Arthropoda, Insecta, Diptera, Tephritidae. Gene Ontology annotation, molecular function: transmembrane transporter binding; potassium channel regulator activity; voltage-gated potassium channel activity. The transcript is spliced from 7 exons. Gene Ontology annotation, biological process: regulation of potassium ion transmembrane transport; potassium ion transport. The record is from RefSeq and is a predicted model, not a curated record. Gene Ontology annotation, cellular component: voltage-gated potassium channel complex; cytoplasm. Bases 537 to 2471 code for a protein of 644 amino acids.